Messenger RNA from Coregonus clupeaformis (lake whitefish), 2068 nucleotides. RefSeq names its product cell division cycle 25B (gene cdc25b). The record is from RefSeq and is a predicted model, not a curated record. The transcript has 10 exons. Gene Ontology annotation, biological process: protein dephosphorylation; positive regulation of G2/MI transition of meiotic cell cycle; G2/M transition of mitotic cell cycle. Gene Ontology annotation, cellular component: nucleus; cytoplasm. Lineage: Eukaryota; Metazoa; Chordata; Actinopteri; Salmoniformes; Salmonidae. Bases 290 to 2005 code for a protein of 571 amino acids. Gene Ontology annotation, molecular function: protein tyrosine phosphatase activity.
UCAGGGAGAGUACAUUGCAAUGCAGCUCUCUGACAGUAUAUAAUAAUAUAUACUUCCAGACAAGAUUGUUAUCGAUUUUCUUUUGUUUUUGCAAGACGGGGUCUGCAAACAGCGUGCCAUGGUUACUUUUGCCUUCAUUGCUCUUCACAUUAAUUCUGCAAAUUCCUAAGUUGGGUGCUAGCUAACGCGUAACAGUAGUUGUUCCCUUGAUCUUUCGAUUGGUCUACGUUCAAGGAUUUUUGGCGCUCAGAACAGAUAUCAAAAUAGAUUUUUGAGCAAGCUUGUAAGAAUGGAUUUUAAAAACGUUACAAGCGAUUUCAGCUCUAUCGCCGCUAACUUGGUCAACAGGCCCGACAGAAUCCCCGGGCUUUCCUCGCUGUCGCUGCCCGAUAAUCUCUUCUCUCCUGGACCAACAACUGUACUGUCACCCGUCACUAAUCUGGCCCUAAACAUGAACAAUCUAGCUGGUCUUGGAAGCCAACAAUGUGAUACUCCCAAGAGGAAACAACAUGUGCCCCUUCUGAAGAUUCCCUCCUUCGCCUCCGACUGCUCGUCUGAUGCUGGUCUUGGUAUGGAUUCCCCCAGCCCCAUAGAACCCAUGGAUGUUGAGGAGAGGUUUGAGAAGGCCUUUCUGCAGUCUGGGAGAGUUGGCAAUGAUAAAAUGCCAAUCCGAAGAAUCAACUCUCUACCGCUGCUGCUUGGCUCCAGUCCGGCUCUGAAGAGCCGGGACCCAGAGAGCCGGGACCCAGAGAGCCAGCAGCGGCGCUACGGGGCCUUCGGACACUACGGCUCAGUCCAGGAUACAGCCUCCUCCUCUGGGCACGGCGGACAGGGCAACAAGGAGAACCGGGAGGAGGGCUUUGAGUUUAAGAAGCCCUCCAAGCCCGCGUCGCGCUGCCGUACGAGGUCCUUCCAUAGUGGAGGAGGCCAGAACAAGGACUUUGCCCGUCGGCCCAACUCUGCCCCAGCACUCAUGCUGUCCCCGCCCUCGUCGCAGCGCCUCAACUCAUUGGAUGACAGCAGCCCCAUGUUUCUGCGCCGCUCCUCCCUGACCUGCUCCCUUAAUGAGGAUGAUGAUGAUGGUUUCCUUGACGUUCUGGAUGACUGUGAAGAGACGGAGUGUGACAUGCCCUUGGGGAUGGCCAGCCUGCUCACUGCUCCACUAGUGAGGGACUCGAUGGUGGUUGGUUGUCGUCCGCGGGGUCUGUUCCGCUCCCCCUCCAUGCCCAGUCAGUUGGGCCGCGCCCCCCUGAAGCGUCCCGAGCGUCCCCGGGAUGAGAACACGCCUGUCAGGGUGAAGAGGCGACGCAGCCUGGCGGAAACGCACAUCACCACCGUAGACCAGGAUGACUGCUCUCCCAGAAAGAUGUCGUUCUGUAACCACACAGAGAUUGAGAAGCUGCUGGACACUAGUGAGUCUGACCAGGACAAGGAGCUGAUUGGAGAUUUCACCAAACCUUUUGUCCUAUCCACCGUGGAGGGCAAACAUCAGGACCUGAAAUACAUCACUCCUGAGAUGAUGGUGUCAGCUCUGAGCGGUCAGCUGGACCAUCUUGUGGAGAGGAUCAUGGUGAUUGACUGUCGCUACCCGUAUGAGUUUGACGGGGGUCACAUCAAAGGAGCCCUGAACCUCCACCAGGAGGAACAGAUUGAGGAGUACCUCCUGCGCAGCCCCAUUGCCCCCCUCUCCCCCGACCGCAGGGUCCUCCUCGUCUUCCACUGUGAGUUCUCCUCCGAGCGGGGUCCCAGGAUGUGUCGAUUCGUACGCGAGAGGGACAGGACGAUGAACCAGUACCCUAACCUGCACUACCCAGAACUCUACAUCCUCAAGGGGGGCUACAAAGAGUUCUUCCCUCACUUCCAGAUGCAGUGUGAGCCCCAGGGGUACCGAUCCAUGAACCACCAGGACUUUAAAGAGGACUUGAGAAAGUUCCGACUGAAGAGCAGGACCUGGGCCGGGGAGCGCAGCAAGAGAGAGCUGUACAGCAGGCUGAAGAAGCUAUGAUACCCCCCUACCCCCUACCAUACUGCCCCCCUACCAUACUGCCCCCUACCAUACUGCCCCCUA